Molecule: messenger RNA, 1537 nt
Organism: Dermatophagoides farinae (American house dust mite)
Lineage: Eukaryota; Metazoa; Arthropoda; Arachnida; Sarcoptiformes; Pyroglyphidae
Biological process (GO): proteolysis
Molecular function (GO): metalloexopeptidase activity
Source: RefSeq, a predicted model, not a curated record
AUUAUUGAUAAUUAUUCAAUUGACAAAUAUUAUCAAUGGAUCAUCGUCAUCGUCAUCUUCAUCAUCAACCAGCUCAGAUGAAACAUUCAAUCACCAUGGACAAGCAUCAUGGAAUUUUACACAAUGGUGGAAUGUACGAACCGAUGAUAAUACACAACUAUAUAAUGAACCGGUUGUAUUUCAAGAACCAGCCAAAUAUCUACAACAAUAUGGUGAUUUUGAACGUUUUGGUCAAGUUGAUUAUCGACCAUUAGGUUCAUCGACUGCUACAAGUACAUCGAUAAUGAUUGGUACAAAUGUUUUCCAUAUUGAUCCAACAUUCAGCCCAAUUACAUCUAUCGAUGUAUUGAAUUCAACGAUUCGACAAUUUUUCUCUCGUUCACGACAUUGGUCCGAUGAUAAAAUAUAUCUUCGUGAUUUACGUGAAGCAUUGAAGGAUAAAUUUCUUAGCUAUGGCUUAAAAACAGCAUUUCAUGUAUUCAAAACGGAAUAUACACAAGAUAAAAUGAAACGACAAACAGCAACAAACAUUAUUGCCAUAUUACCGGGAAAAUAUCGUGGAACACCGAAAGAUGAAAUCUAUUUGAUUGGUGCCCAUUAUGAUACGGUACGUCGAUCACCCGGUAUCGAUGAUAAUGGUUCUGGUUCAGCUGCCGUUCUUGAAAUGGCUCGUCUUCUUACCAGACAUAAAUGCUAUUUUAACAAGACAAUCAUUUUCACAUUGUUCGAUCUGGAAGAAGAGUAUCUAAAAGGUAGUAAAUAUUUUGUACAACAAUAUCUAAUACCGACGGAAAUACGUAAAAAUCAAGCCAAAUUUAAUGGUGCAUAUAUUAUGGACAUGUUAUUGGCAUACAAUACAACAGAAUCCAGCCAAUCAUUACGUGAUUUUUGGCCAACAUUACCGGCAUUUGUUGAAGAGAUUCAAGAUGCUGGAUCAAGAGGAAAUUUCAUGACUGCAUGGUCAAGACGAAAUAUUGAUCAAGAUCUUUUCUUUUUCUUGGAAAAAAAUUGGAAAAAUAAACAAAUUUAUCCAUUGAAAUUGAUGGAUCCACCAUUACCGACACUAAGUCAUGAAGUAUCAAAAAAUUGGUCAAAAUAUUCAAAAUAUGGUACAUUUGCACGUAGUGAUCAUGCAAGUUUUUGGUAUCCAAUUGAACGUGAUACAACAUUUCGUUCAAUAUUACUCAGUGAUCUUGGACCAUGGCGUAAAGAUAUGAGUUUCCAUUAUCAUCGUUAUGGUGAUGAUGAAAGAUGGUUACGGUAUGAAAAUCUUCGAUUCAUGAAAAACACAAUCGAUAGUUUAUUGGCAACCAUAAUCGAUAUUGGUGAUGGUUAUUGUUUUGCGCAAAAAAUUUAAAAAAAAAUAACCAAAAAAAAAUCAAAAACAAUUAAUUAUAAUUAAGAAAUUUUAAUUUAAUAAUUUAUUCAUUCAUUUAUAACUGAAAACUAAAAUAAUUUUCUAUAACAUUUCCACAUUGAUCAUGAAUCAUUGUUGUUCAAAUCACAGGAAAAACAAAAACAAAAAAAAAUAGGAACC